GGGCCUGCUCGGCGCUCGGCCGGCCUCCCUACGUACGGCGCGCGUCGCACUCGGAAGCUCCGGGCGGCGCCAUCAUGUCGACGGCCAUGAACUUUGGGUCCAAGAGCUUCCAGCCGCGGCCCCCGGACAAGGGCAGCUUCCCGCUGGAUCACUUCGGCGAAUGUAAGAGCUUUAAAGAGAAGUUCAUGAAGUGCCUUCGCGACCGCAAUUUUGAAAACGCUUUGUGCAGAAAUGAAUCCAAAGAAUAUCUGGAAUGCAGGAUGGAGAGGCAGCUAAUGGCUCAAGAACCGCUGGAGAAGCUGGGGUUCGGAGAUCUCAUAGAUGGGAAGUCAAAGACCAAAACCCAGUCUUGAUGGGAGGAAGGCCGCCGGCUGUGUCGGGGGUCGUCAGGGACGGAGUGUGCUGCAUGGACCUGUCACCCUGACUGUGUACUUCCUGAGGAGUGUGAGUUAGAAAGGGGCUCUUGGAAUGUCCUUGAAACAGUCAGAUGAUGUCAGAGUAGGCAUCCUCUCUGUGGUGCACCCGUAGCCAGGAUGCGGCUUGUCUCUGGAAGCUUCCCAGAUUAUUCUGAACAGUUACUGUUCUUUUUAGAUUCUCAUUUUCCCCAGGGGUGUAAGGCUUCAUCUUGAAAUCCAAGUAUGUGACAGUGUCCCCAGGGAGGCCCGUGACAGACAGGAGGCCAGCGUGUUGAGCACCGACUGGGUCAGUGAGCGGCACCUCGGCCCUCCUGUGAGGUGAUGAGUUUCCAUGAUGAGACUCUGCGCGUCUUUUCAGGGCUGACGUGCUGAACGCUCACGAACCUCUGUUGUGUAGACGGACACUGUCAGAAAACCAUUCCCCAACAGAGUGGUUUCCUUUUGUAUUUGUAAACAUAUAUGCUAGCUUAUUUCCUUUUUUUUUUUUUUAACAAAAUAAGUAUACAAACUAGGAAGUGAGUAAUAGAAGUCGCCUGGCUUUGGACGUAUUUGACGUCUUGAUCUUUUCUUCAUAAUGCCCGAAUCCCGCGUAUCUUUCUGAUCAAGGGGUUGUUUUCUGAUUUGUAUCAGACUAUAUUUAUAAAACUAGAUGUUUGAUUUGAAUAACUCCUUCAUUGUAACUCUGGAAAAUAGAAUGUCAGUACAUUUGCGGUGUGGCUUA
Equus quagga is the source of this 1137-nucleotide messenger RNA. RefSeq names its product cytochrome c oxidase assembly protein COX19. Gene Ontology annotation, cellular component: mitochondrial intermembrane space. The transcript has 3 exons. NCBI's taxonomy places the organism in Eukaryota, Metazoa, Chordata, Mammalia, Perissodactyla, Equidae. The record is from RefSeq and is a predicted model, not a curated record. Gene Ontology annotation, biological process: mitochondrial respiratory chain complex IV assembly. The coding region runs from base 75 to 353 and encodes 92 amino acids.